Molecule: messenger RNA, 2235 nt
Organism: Salvelinus sp. IW2-2015
Lineage: Eukaryota; Metazoa; Chordata; Actinopteri; Salmoniformes; Salmonidae
Product: nuclear inhibitor of protein phosphatase 1
Cellular component (GO): nuclear speck
Molecular function (GO): protein serine/threonine phosphatase inhibitor activity; mRNA binding; protein binding
Source: RefSeq, a predicted model, not a curated record
GAAAGCUAGGCAGAACUGUAUGCGUUAGUGCGUGUAUGUUCACAGUUCAUAGUUGCCAUUACAUUUCAGUAGGUAACCUUUUUUUCUAGGGUCGAAUCAAGUCAUUGUAGAUAAUGGAAUGUAUUACUUUCUUUUCGUCCAUUUGGGCAAAGACAGAGAGAUUUGGCUGUCAACGGAUUAACCCCCCAAAAACUACAAUUCCCAAACCAAGGGAACAUUUUACCCAGCAUUCAACGGGUUUGUGAAUGGAUAAUGCUGCAAGAUGGCGACAAAUGCAACUGCUACAAACUUACCAUCUUUUGAUUGUCCAACAUGGGCAGGCAAGCCCCCUCCAGGACUCCAUUUGGACGUGAUGAAAGGUGACAAAAUGGUCGAGAAACUGAUCAUUGACGAGAAAAAGUACUACUUAUUCGGGAGGAACCCGGACAUGUGUGACUUCACCAUCGACCACCAGUCAUGUUCACGCGUGCAUGCUGCCCUGGUCUACCACAAGCACCUGAAGAGGGUGUUCCUUAUUGAUAACAACAGCACGCAUGGUACCUAUCUGGGACACAUCCGCCUGGAGCCCAAUAAGCCUCAGCAGGUCCCCAUAGACUCCACCAUGUCGUUUGGAGCAUCCACGCGAGCCUACACCAUCCGGGAGAAACCUCAGAGCCAGCAAGGAACCAACGCCACCACAGGGGACAGCAAGGCCGGAGAGGACGAGGAGGGGUCUAAGGGCCUCUUAGGAUUACCAGAGGAGGAGACCGAGCUAGAGAACCUGACAGAGUUCAACACGGCCCACAACAAGCGCAUCUCAACCCUGACCAUCGAGGAGGGCAACCUAGAGAUCCAGAGACCCAAGAGGAAGAGGCGGAACUCCAGAGUCACCUUCAACGAGGACGAUGAGGUCAUCAACCCGGAGGACAUUGAUCCCUCAGUGGGGCGCUUCAGGAACAUGGUGCAGACUGCUGUCGUCCCUAUAAAGAAACAGAAAAUGGAGAGGCACGGCUCACUUAGUAUGGACGACGUUGUGACGAGGCGCAUCCACAACUACACCUUCGGCGGCGGCCUUUACGGGGACCUGCCACCCACCAGCCACGAGGUCCACCCCGCCGGGGCCCCGAGCGGAGCCACUAUCCUGGGGGGUCUCCCUCUACCCUUCCCCAACCCGGCCCCAGAGGUGAACCUGGCCCCGGAUGCCCCCCAGCCACCUGUCACCCUCAACCCUGUCCCCGUUACAGGCCCCUAUCUCUCCGAGGUCCUCAACGAGCCCCGCAAGAAAAAGUACGCUAAAGAGGCAUGGCCAGGCAAGAAGCCCACCCCCUCCCUACUAAUCUAACCCUCUCCCUACACUACGGCUCUUUCUCAAUUCGUCUUUCCUCUAUUCUUUACCUCCUCUCAUGCAUUGUAGAAGAUCCAAGGUCUCUCCUCUUGGACCUUCUUCAAUGUAUUUUGAGGCGAGGAGAGAGGAGACGAGGAAUCCAGGAAAGUCGAAUUGGGAAAGAGCCUAUGUGGUGGAGGCAGGGCUGACUCUCAGGGUAUGGGCGGAGACAUCAGGGACCAUGACCCGUUGGAGGCGGAUCGAUUUUACUUAUAAGACUGUUUUGGGGAUUUUCUAGUUUUGUUACUUCCUCAUUCUCCUAAAGAUUAUCCGAAAGUCUUCAGUAGUACAUUCCAUGAAGACAGGAACACCACUCCUUCGGGAGAUGAAUGUUUGAUGUGUUUUACAAAUUAAGUCAUGUAAAAAAGGCAGUACUUGGCAGACCAAGUCAGUUGGUCAGAUAAGAGUAUUUUGUGGCAUAAAUCGGUGUCCCAUGGCCGUGAUAUUUUACCUCUAAUUGAUAGUCAGGCAUCGUGCAGGGAAACAAACACGAAGCGGAUGUAACUUAGGAAAACAGCCCUUAUGUUGGAAACAAACAUCAUUAUGUUCUCAUCCAGAUUCACAUGGAUUUAUUUUCCAUGCUACAGCACCCAAUAUUACAGCAGUUUUUUAAAGGACCUGUUCCGUGUUAUAAUUUUUGCUAUGGGAAAAACAUUGCGAUACUGGUAUCACAGCCUAAUCGUUAUAUGGUUGGUCACUGUGAGUUCCAUAUUACGAUCUCCACUUCCUUCUAUAAGGUCUUGAUAUUUGUUUGAAGUCAAUCUUUGGAUGUAGUAUUUUUGCCCACUGUAAAUAUGCGUGUACAGUGCAUUUGGAAAGUAUUCAGACCCCUUGAUUUUUCCCCACAUUUUGUUACUUUACAGCCUUAUUCU